AUGGCGGCGCUGGCGGCUAUUUGCGCCGCCGCGCCGGGCAAGGCGUGGAGCCGCGCGUGGUCGAGCCAGGGGUCGACGUUUUGGCUCACGCGGCUCUCCAGGGAUCGCCGCGCGAGGCGACGCGCCGCGGCGUGGCGGCUCAUGGCGUGCGCGGCGUCGCCGACCGCGAGGGCGACGUCCGCGAUGCUCCUGCACGGGUUCCCGGAGUCCCCCAGGCACGCCGCGAGAGUCGCGCUCGACGUCUCGGAGUGCGCCGCCGUGCGCGCGGCGGCGUGUCAACUUCUCGCCGCCGCCGUGUCCACCGCCGCGGUCGUCCGCGCGAGUGGGGACGACGCCGCGCUGGACACGAUCCUCGACGUCGCGCCGUUGCUCGCGGAUAGGGACGUUUGGCGCGGCCUCGCGGAAGUCAUGAUCGCGUGCGCGGGGCAGGGGCUGGGGAUCGUCGCCGCGGAGGGCGCCGCCGCGAAUUCGCAACCCGUGGUGACGAACGCCGCCGAGCGCGCGUGCCUUCGCCGCGGCGCCGCCGCGGCUUUACUCGCCGCGACCCGCGUCGCGCCGGCCGUCGUCGCCGUCGCGCUCGCGCCCAGGGAGGAGGACGCGCCGCCGUCGAGCUUUGGCGGCGACGAUUGGCCCCCCGCGUGGAGCGCGACGACGGCGGCGAUGCACCCGGCGCCGUGGGCCGACGCUUUAAUCGCGUCCCCCGCGGAGGCGCUGAGCUGGGCGGACCCGCCGUCAUCGCUCGAGUCCGACGCGGCGGCCGCGAGCGCGUCAUCCGCGGCGCUCGCGGGCGCGAUCGCCGCCGCGGACCUCGCGGACAUGGACCCGGAGUCGGACGCGGUGCGAGACGAGGACCGCGCGUCAGUCGCCGCCGCCGCGUGGUGCUUCGACGCGCGGCGGCUCGCGUGCGACACGUCCGUCGUGCCGUCCACCGCGAGCGCGCUGUUCGCGGCGGCGGAGGCGCUGACGAGUACGCCGCCGCCCGGCUCGGGCGGCGCGCCGUCCAAGCACGACGCGCCGAGGCGCGCGGCGAUCGUCCGAGCGUUUAGCCGCGCCGCGAGGCUCACCGCGUCGCUCGCGCGUCUGUGGCACGCGCAGGCUGUCGGCGUGGGCGAGUGGGCGGCGCCGGGCGCGCCGGCGGCGGCGGCGCCGCACGGCGCCGUCGCCGCCGCGUUGCGCAACGUGCUCGCGUACAGCGCGUCUUCGAAGCGCGCGGCGGCGUCGCUCGAUCUCGCCAGGGUGCUGCUCAAGACGAUCGCGCGCGCGCAGAGGGUGGUCGCGUACGAGACGACGCUCGCGCGGUCGAGCGUGGACUCCUCAAAGUCGACGCCCGCGGCGCCGAAACCGCUCGCGAUGCCCGCGGAUCUGGUUCUGAUCGAGUGCGCGAGCCUUUUGAAGCACCUGUUGUUUUGCCCGCCCACCGCGGCGGCGGCGCACGCGGCCGUCGUCGAAGCCUCCGGCGGCGAGGGCUGGCAGAUUCUGGUGGACAAGACGGGCGCGUCGGAGACGCCGGAGGCGCUCGGCGCCGCCGCCGCGUCGGCGCGCGUCGACGCCAUGGCGCGCGGCGCGCUGGAGAUGGUGCACCAACUGUGGCGGCACGCCGCCGCGGAUCCGCCGCUGUCGCACGAGCUCAUGGGCCUCGCCGCGAACGUGUUCGCCGGGUGCGGCGAGGCGAAGCGCGCGGCCGUGGAGGAGUACGACGGGAACGACGGGCAGAAGCCCGCGUGCCUCGCCGAUCGGAUGCUGCGGCUGGCGUUUCGAAACACGUCGCCCGCGGCGACGACGCGGCUGGCGCUCGCGCCGCUCGCGUCGCUCGCCGGCGACGCGACGAGCCGCCGGUGGCUGCUUCGCUCGCCGUUCCUUAACAAAGUAUGCGACGCGUUCAAGACGGCGGUCGGGAAGCGCGACGCGCAGAGGCAAGUCGCGCUGCUUCGCGCCUUGGCGGACGUCGCCGGCGGCGGCGGCGACGAAGGCAGGCAAGCCGUCCUGAGAGAGGGCGGCUCGUCGCUCGUCCAGCUCCUGCUCGAGGUGCUCGCCGCCGCGGGCGUCAGCGGCGGCGGCGGACCCGACGGCGACGAGGAGGACGACAUCGACGUCAUUCUCACCGGGUUAUCCUCGCACGAGAUGAACACGGUGUUCCAGCCGCAGCUCCCAAUCGCGGCGCUCGAGUCGCUGCUGUUGCUUCGGAACGUGUGCUUUCACUCCGAGGCCAAGGCGCACGUGUCGUCCAACCCUCGCGCGAUCGACGCGCUCGUCGCCGCCGCGGGCGCCGCGGACCCGGGCGCGCGCGCGGCCGCCGCGGACGCGCUGCUCGCGCUCGUGCACAACGGGCAGCGGAUCGCGGCGUUGCUGCGACGCGACGAUCGGCCGGCGCGCCUUCGUCGCGCCGCGGGACGCGCGUACAAGGCGACGUUGAAAUCGUGCGGCGACGACGACGACGGAACGCGGCGGCGCGGGCACAACCCGCGCGCGGAGGCGGAGGCGCACGCGAGCAAGUGCCUCGCCGCGCUCG
Molecule: messenger RNA, 2509 nt
Organism: Micromonas pusilla CCMP1545
Lineage: Eukaryota; Viridiplantae; Chlorophyta; Mamiellophyceae; Mamiellales; Mamiellaceae
Exons: 3
Biological process (GO): ciliary basal body organization; centriole replication; centriole-centriole cohesion
Cellular component (GO): centriole; ciliary basal body; centrosome
Source: RefSeq, a predicted model, not a curated record